AUGCCCAAGUCUUUUCUGGUAAAAUGCCGUAACUCAGCACAGCUAGGAACACGGAACUGGAGCGAACUCUCUGACCAGCUCCGGGGGGACUCGUAUGGGAGGGACCCUGGUUGGCUGCAUAACGUGCUCCCCACCUUCCUUCCUUCCUUCCCCUUUCAGGGCAGAAGUCUCCCGACCCAGGCAGACUUCCAGUGCUGUGUUUGCAGCAAACGCUUCCCGCUGCAGCGCAUGCUGAACCGCCAUCGCAAGUGCCACAGUUCCAUCAAGAAGCGCACGUGCCAAUAUUGCAGCAAAGGCUUCAACGACACUUUCGAUCUCAAGAGGCACUUGAGGACACACACAGGCAUCCGUCCGUACCGCUGCUGCCUCUGCGACAAAGGCUUCACCCAGCGCUGCUCCUUGGAGUCCCACCUCAAGAAAAUCCAUAGCAUCCCACAGUCCUAUGGCUACCGGGAGCGCCGCACCAAGCUCUUUGUGUGCGAGGAGUGUGGCUUCACUUGCAGCACCAGCGAUGAGUACUACGGGCACACGCGCCAGGGCCACUCCACCAGCGGCUUCUUGGGGGGAGAAUUCCCGAAGCCUGGGCCAGCAGGUUUUCAGACUCCGUUACCCAUUCUCUACCACUCUGUCUACUGAGAUCACAAAGCAGGCAGGGUUUAAAAAACCUGCAACCCAUGAAAGAGAAGCAGAACCUAGCAACUGGUGAUGGUAUGCAAAGAAGCAGUUUCAUACAACUGUGAAUAGCGUGAAACUCCAAAGGAGAUUUUUCUAGAUAUCCACGCAGCAGAAUAUUCCUUGUUAUUUUGCUCCUGACACCAAUUAAAAUGUUUGGCUGGGCACAUGUUGCAGCCCUUUAUCCAAAAAUUAUCUGCUGCGGUUUUUUGGCUGCUAUUUCCUGUAACUUUUUUUGAAAUUUAGUAUCUCUUAAAUCACUAUUACUGAGAUGUGUUAAUUUCUACUCAUUGGACACUGGUGUCCAUAGGUUAUUUAUUUUUUAUGCUUUCGAGUCAGUUUUUGACCCCUAGCAACUGCCUGGA
Python bivittatus (Burmese python) is the source of this 1037-nucleotide messenger RNA. Lineage: Eukaryota; Metazoa; Chordata; Lepidosauria; Squamata; Pythonidae. The record is from RefSeq and is a predicted model, not a curated record.